UUUAUAGAACUCUUUGAAAACUGGUUUGAUACUGUAACGAUCCAGAGUACUGUCACCUCCCCCAUUAAGAUUUAAAAAAAUAAAAGACAGCAGCCACGUAUACACAUACACACAAUGGAAGAAGAAUAAAACAGGCACCUAAUUCACUCCCUCAUUUUUGCAUGCCAAGCAGCUGGAGCAGAUCUGGAAAGAGACCUACUGAGAUGACCGUGCCUAACAUCAGCCACAGUUGCAGUGGUGUUAACAGUGUUUGGUGCAGCAACAGCAGCAACCAGAGACAUGGACAAGAGCAGAAUCUGAGUCCCACUGGCCACCUGAUCACUGCCAUCUGCCUUGGCAUCAUCGGGACCCUGGGCUUCCUCAAUAAUCUCUUGGUCCUGAUACUUUUCUGCCGGAAUAAAGUGCUACGGUCUCCGAUUAACCUGCUGCUGAUGAACAUCUCUGUGAGCGACAUGAUGGUGUGCAUCAUGGGCACCCCGUUCAGCUUUGCCGCCAGCACUCAGGGACGCUGGCUCAUCGGGCCAGGUGGCUGCAUCUGGUACGGCUUCAUCAAUACCCUCUUUGGUACAGUUUCACUUAUAUCUUUGGCUGUGCUCUCUUAUGAACGCUAUUGUACAAUGAUGGGAACUACAGAAGCAGAUGCCACAAACUAUAGGAAAAUAUGGAUGGGAAUCAUCUUGUCAUGGAUGUACUCUUUAUUCUGGACCUUACCACCCCUUUUUGGAUGGAGUAGUUAUGGACCGGAAGGACCAGGGACAACAUGUUCAAUAAACUGGCAUUCAAGGGAUGCUAACAAUAUAUCGUACAUCAUAUGUCUCUUCAUCUUUUGCCUUGUAAUUCCUUUUUUCAUUAUUGUUUACUCUUAUGGGAAGCUGCUAUGUGCUAUAAAGCAGGUAAGUACAUUUUUAAAUAUCCUUUUAAUGUAAACAUGAGCAGAAGCCAACAUACAUUGUCUAAAAUUCAUAGCUAAUGUUCAUUGGUAGGUAUUACAGUGGUAGGCAUCACAAACUUAUGAAGGACACUGAACUGGACACCAAGUCCAUUUUAACUUGAUUUCUUUUUGACAGUGACAUAAGUGCUUUGCUGCAUCAGGGCCUAAGCACAUGGUUAAAUGUCACCGCUUGACUAGUACCGUGGAAGUAGUUUCUUUGCAGCUGAGGAAGAGCAGGGAGGCAGCAGAAUUAGCUCCCUCAGAAGCAAGCACGUUUUACAAAUAGAAAU
This is a messenger RNA of Chelonia mydas (Green sea turtle), 1221 nucleotides long. Its product is annotated as opsin-3. The coding region runs from base 162 to 926 and encodes 254 amino acids. Gene Ontology annotation, biological process: G protein-coupled receptor signaling pathway. The record is from RefSeq and is a predicted model, not a curated record. Gene Ontology annotation, molecular function: G protein-coupled receptor activity. The transcript is spliced from 3 exons. Gene Ontology annotation, cellular component: membrane; photoreceptor outer segment. Lineage: Eukaryota; Metazoa; Chordata; Testudines; Cheloniidae.